Molecule: messenger RNA, 2140 nt
Organism: Ostrea edulis (European flat oyster)
Lineage: Eukaryota; Metazoa; Mollusca; Bivalvia; Ostreida; Ostreidae
Product: pyrin-like
Exons: 2
Coding region: 111-1778 (555 amino acids)
Biological process (GO): positive regulation of DNA-templated transcription
Cellular component (GO): nucleoplasm; chromatin
Molecular function (GO): ubiquitin-protein transferase activity; zinc ion binding
Source: RefSeq, a predicted model, not a curated record
GCUAACACAUCGCACAGGUAUUUAAUUCUCAGGAAUAGACGGAAGGUCGAAAUAACGGGGAGGCCAUGUUGGACUUUAAGUGAACUGCUUGUGUGACCCCGACAUCAGAAAUGCAUCCCCGGCGCAGUGGUCAGGUCCUACAAUGUGACUGCUGCGAAAAUGUUCCCCCUCAGAGUCAUUGUGAACUUUGUAAUAUAAAUCUUUGUGUUAAUUGUGUAGAAAAACACCUUUCAGAUUCGUCUAAAACACACAAUGUUGUGCCCCUUUUACACAGAAAAACUCCAACAAACUAUCCGAAAUGUCCAGACCACGCCGAUGAACUCUGUAAAAAUUACUGUGAGAAAUGUGACAUUCCUGUCUGUUCUACCUGCGUCUCCUCAAGUAAACAUGAAGGUCACGAUAUAUCAGAUAUUCUGGAAAAACUCAGCGCUAAAACAAAAAGUUUACAAAAAGAUUUGGAAGAACUACAGACCAGAAUUUUUCCGCGAUAUGAAGAAAUGGCAUCCGAUGUACAAACUGAGAAAGCCGAAUUAGAAAGGAAUUACGGGAAACUCACCACAGCUGCCGAUCAACAAGAAGAAAUCUUACACCGGGAGAUCACCGCCAUUGUCAACCAGCGGAAAUCCUACAUUCAGGAAAUGAAAAACAAACACCUAUCUAUCCUGAAUAAAACUACAAUAGAAAUUACACAGAAAAUUAUUGAACUCAAACACAUUAUUUCCAACUUGAAAUCAACACUAAAAUCAAAUGACGUCUCCUUAACAUCUGCUUAUGAAUCUAGAAAUUCCGACUUUAGAACACUACCGCUUAAAGUGCGAGUUACAGUACCAAGUUUUUCUCCUCAGAAAAUAGACAGCGAUCAGCUCAAUGAAAUGCUUGGUUCUCUGUCGCCAUUAUCCAUUAACACAGAAGAUGGCGACACAAUGAAGUCAGCAGAAGCUGUAUCGUCUCCUUCAGUCAAACCGCUGAUUGAUGAACCGCGCGUCUCCGCCACCAUAGACACUGGGUAUAUGCAACUAUUCAGUGUUGCCUGCCUCAGUGAAGAUCAAGUCUGGACACGCGGGGAGAACGAAAUCAUGAAGCUCCUCAACCUCCAGAGUGAACUACUGACAUCAAUACAAACCGAGUCAUGGAACGCACCACGGGAUAUAGCAGUGACACGGGACGGAUAUCUCGUUUAUACUGCCUUUGUUGAUAGAACUGUAAAGGUAGUGAAAAAUAAACAGAUACAGACCGUGAUCACACUACAGGGGUGGAGACCUCUUUACGUCUGCAGUACCGCGUCUGAUGAUCUCCUGGUUACCAUGAUCAGUGAUGAUAGACAACAAUCCAAAGUUCUGCGUUACUCCGGCUCCACAGCGACACAAACCAUUCAGUUUGAUGACCAGAGUCGUCCUCUCUAUUCAUCUGGUUAUAAAGAAAAAUACAUCAUUGAGAACAGGAACCUAGAUAUAUGUGUAGCUGACCGGUCAGCUGGUGCAGUAGUGGUGGUCAAUCAGUCAGGAAAACUCCGAUUUAGAUACACUGGUCAUCCCUCUAAUACCGAGGAAUCAUUUACUCCUGUCGGCAUCACUACAGACAGUCAGGGUCACAUUCUGAUAGCAGGCUAUAUAAAAAACCGCAUCCACAUCCUAGAUCAGGACGGACAGUUCCUCCGUUACAUUCACAAUUUAGAACGUCCUCGUGGUUUAUGUGUGGACAUCAGAGACAACCUCUUUGUAGCUGAGUACGACACUGUGAAAGUAAAGAAAAUCCAAUAUCUAUCAACACAGUGUUAAUUACACAUCUCUACACAGUGUUAAUUACACAUUUAAACACGGCCUUGUAUUCAUUACAGCCUCGUGUUUGUGAUAUAUAGUUUGUGCUUAACUGAUCGAACGUUAGUCUCUGACUUAGAUACGUUACACUUAGAUGGUUUCGAUGUUCAUAUGAGAAAUAGAUAUAAGUGUAAUAAAAAUGUUCUGGGGGAAUAACACUAGCGUAAAAAAACAAAGAACUUUGUAAAUACAUAUUUACACACAAAACAGAUCACGAAUUUGUGCUUUGGUUUGAAAUAUCAAAAUUAAUCACUAAUACUGAUACAAAUAUUAUCGUUAGUAAUGUGUAUAUUCCUCCAGAAAACUCCAAAUAUAGAAACAAA